AUGUCUCUCUUCCACACCUUCCACACUCCUGGCGACUUUGCCCCUCUCUUCCGCCUUCUGGACGACUACGAUUUCCACCGGUCGACCAGAAAUCAGGCUUCCUCUGUGCGCUCCUUUGCGCCCCGCUUUGAUGUUCGCGAAACCAACGAUGCCUACCUUCUGGAUGGCGAGCUUCCAGGCAUUGCCAACAAGGACAUUGAGAUCGAGUUCUCCGACAAUGACACACUCGUGAUCAAGGGCCGCAGCGAGCGCGAAUACCACUCUGGCACUCCCGAGCAGGCCACCCAGGAGUCCUCUGAUGACAAGCAGAAGGAGAGUACCGAGGUGGUCAAGUCCGGGGACAAGCAAGUCAGCAAGAGCGACAACAAGAAACACCGCUUCUGGGUGAGUGAGCGGUCUGUCGGCGAGUUCCACCGCACCUUCCAGUUCCCGACUCCCGUCGAUCAGGACAACGUCAAGGCCAGCCUCAAGAACGGCAUUCUGUCCAUUGUUGUACCGAAGAAGGUCGUCAACACUGGGGCCAGGAAGAUUACCGUCGAGUAA
Molecule: messenger RNA, 543 nt
Organism: Aspergillus fumigatus Af293
Lineage: Eukaryota; Fungi; Ascomycota; Eurotiomycetes; Eurotiales; Aspergillaceae
Product: putative heat shock protein Hsp30/Hsp42
Exons: 1
Coding region: 1-543 (180 amino acids)
Biological process (GO): response to hydrogen peroxide; response to heat; protein complex oligomerization
Source: RefSeq, a predicted model, not a curated record